Symbiodinium sp. CCMP2592 is the source of this 864-nucleotide messenger RNA. Lineage: Eukaryota; Dinophyceae; Suessiales; Symbiodiniaceae. The record is from the annotation of a GenBank genome assembly.
AUGCUGGCAGCGGAAGGCCAGAUCUACUUCCCUCACGACAUGAUCGUGGGCCACUCUAUCGAUGUUUGGGGUCGGAAGCUGGUGAUCUACGACUGUGACGAGGCCACUCAGAAGUUCUACAAGCAGUACAUGGGCAUCGACCAAUCCCAGGGCCGCAUCGACGUCUCCGAGAAGCCCGUGACGCACUUGAAGUUGAAGCCGCCGCCACACACCGGUGUGGGCCGGGAAGAGGACUCCCUGAUCAAUUGCCAGAUGGUCCAGCCAAAGCCACCCAAGAUCGACCUCGAGAGGUUGAUGGUCUACACCGGUGAGGUCCUGCGCUUCGAGUGCAAGAUGGUGAAUGGCGAGCCCGAAGACGAGCUGCGAAAGCUUGUCAUCGCCUACUACCCGGCGGAUGGCGAUGUGGCAGUCUUUGAGGUACCGGUGCGCAACAGCGGGCACAUGGGGGGCAAGUUCGCAGACAAGCGACGCAUCAAGAAUCCAGACACCGGGGAUUACUUCAAGCUCGAGGACUUCUUCGUCGGCCAGACAGUCACCGUGGCGGCACAACCUCUCCAGAUCGUGAGGGCAGAUGAGCACUGCUUGCAGUACCUGGAGGCGCGGCCCAAAGAGUUUCCCUACGCGGAUCCCGUGGCCUGCGCCCAGCGCGUGGCUUGCCUCGCGAGCGAGCCGGAGAUGCAGAGUGCGCAAGGAAUUGAGCCGGAACGGCUCAAGGACCUCGCCGCGUCCAAGGGCAUUUACCUCAUCGACCAUGAGGUUGUGACCCUGCUGCGCAACUUCGGAAUUGCAGGGGAGUCCGACGACGCAGCACCGCGAAUUCUGGGCCCAGAGUUGCUGAACGGAGCCACGUCGCUGCCCGUCUGA